Aspergillus oryzae RIB40 is the source of this 1038-nucleotide messenger RNA. RefSeq names its product protein-arginine omega-N methyltransferase HMT1 (gene rmtA). The transcript is spliced from 5 exons. Gene Ontology annotation, biological process: peptidyl-arginine methylation. The record is from RefSeq and is a predicted model, not a curated record. Lineage: Eukaryota; Fungi; Ascomycota; Eurotiomycetes; Eurotiales; Aspergillaceae. The coding region runs from base 1 to 1038 and encodes 345 amino acids. Gene Ontology annotation, molecular function: protein-arginine N-methyltransferase activity. Gene Ontology annotation, cellular component: nucleus.
AUGCCAAAGGCUAUGGGCAUCAAUGAGCGCAUGCCACGGAGGAAAGUCCAGCAAUUCCAGGCUCAUGGCCAACAUGAUCCAAACCACACAGAUGGCCGGCAAGAGGGUCCAUGUUUUAAAGACGAUGUCCGCACCAGAUCUUACCGCGAUUCUAUCUACCAAAACCGUCACAUCUUCAAGGACAAGGUUGUUCUCGACGUCGGUUGUGGAACUGGUAUCCUCAGCAUGUUUGCUGCUAAGGCUGGUGCUAAGCACGUAAUCGGUGUGGAUAUGUCCUCUAUCAUCGAGAAGGCCAAGCAGAUUGUCGCUUGCAACGGCCUGUCGGACAAGAUCACUCUCCUCCAAGGAAAAAUGGAAGAGGUUGUCCUCCCUUACCCCAAGGUUGAUAUCAUCAUCUCCGAGUGGAUGGGUUACUUCCUCCUCUAUGAGAGCAUGCUGGACACUGUUCUCUACGCCCGCGACCGCUACCUUGUUCCCGGUGGCAAGAUCUUCCCCGACAAGGCUACCAUGUACUUGGCUGCUAUCGAAGAUGGCGAGUACAAGGACGACAAGAUCGGAUUCUGGGAUAAUGUGUACGGGUUUGACUACUCCCCCAUGAAGGAGAUUGCCCUCACGGAGCCUCUCGUGGACACCGUUGAGAUGAAGGCCCUCGUCACCGACCCUUGCCCCAUCAUUACCCUUGAUCUCUACACCGUCACCCCGGCCGAUCUCGCUUUCAAGGUUCCCUUCUCUCUUACCGCCAAGCGCAGCGACUUUAUCCACGCUGUGAUCGCUUGGUUCGAUAUCGAGUUUGGCGCCUGCCACAAGCCCAUCACCUUCUCCACCGGCCCCCACGCGAAGUACACACACUGGAAGCAGACCGUCUUCUACCUCCGUGAUGUUCUGACCGUCGAAGAGGAGGAAGUCGUUUCGGGAGUGUUGGAGAACAAGCCCAAUGACAAGAACAAGCGUGAUCUUGACAUCACUAUCUCUUACAAGUUCGAGACCACGGAUAACCUUCGUUACUCCGAGGGUAGCUGCUUCUAUAGAAUGUGCUAA